Rotaria sordida is the source of this 1987-nucleotide messenger RNA. NCBI's taxonomy places the organism in Eukaryota, Metazoa, Rotifera, Eurotatoria, Philodinida, Philodinidae. The record is from the annotation of a GenBank genome assembly.
AAGUUCAUUUGUAUUUAAAUUGGAUAUUUAUGCAAAUAAAAUUAUUUCAAAUCUUACUACAAAUGAUAUUUGGCCAUCUCAAAGUUUUAUUCCACAUGCUUUAGAUGUUGCUGAUACAUGGGCAGUUGUGGCUGGUUAUGGAUACGAAUAUCUUCUCGUUCGAAGUGAAUAUCGAGAACUUUAUCAAGCAGUUGGAUGUUUGAUUGAUCUUUCUCAAUUAAUAAAUGCUUCUUGUGUAUCUAUUACAUCUGAAACGUAUUAUUUAGUUCCAUCAAAUAUUGUUUCAUAUAAUGAACUUUAUGAAUUAUCAGUAGCUAUUCGUGGUCAAAAAGUACUCAUUGGAAUAUCUCGUCUUUCAACAGUUGUAAUUCUUUAUAAUUCUGGAUCAUUUUUAAAUGUUACUCAAACACAUUUAUUAUCUUUUAUUUCUUCUCCUUCAAUUGGUCGUGUUGUUGAUUGGGCAGAUAAUACAACAAUAGCUAUUUUAGUUGAAAAUGAAUAUGAAACAAGUUGGUCAACAACACAAAUCUACUUUUAUGAUGAAAAUUUAGUAACACUGACUUCUCCAAUCUUUACUUUUCCUAAUAAUCAACAAAUUAUAGGUACUCGUUUAUUACGUCCAUCAAUCGCUCGUUUUAUGAUAACUGUUGAAGGUAAUAUGGCAAUGAUUACUGGUGGAACAUAUAAAAAUUAUUCAAGUUUAGGUCCUUGUAGCAUUUGUCCUUCAGGUACUCGAAAUCUUAGUAUAUCUUCUAUUGGAAUUUCUCAAUGUAUAUCAUGUUCAUCAAAUUUAUCUUGUCCAUUAGCAUCAUUAUCUGAAACCAAUUUGACUAUGGUAUCUUCAUAUAGUCAAGCAGUUGCUUAUCCUGAAACGACAGAUGCAACUGAUAUUGAAGAUUUUCUUAUUAAAACUACCUUUCAAAUUGAUACAAAACAACAUUGUUUACUUAUUUCUCCUCUUUUCUGGACAUUUAUAGUUGGUGGUUUAUGUCUUUUAUAUUUGACAUUUAUACUUUUAACUCAUCUAUUCAAUUGUAAAUCAUGUAUAAAAUGUCAUAAAAAAGCUAAGAUAGCUUUUAAACAUACGGAUAUUAUUAAUGAAGGUGAAAUGUGGAUUGGUGGUUUAGCAACAUUAGCUAUUAUUGUUCUUGCUGUAUUUGCUUGUUGGUUUUCUGCAUCAUUUCUUCAACGUUAUCCAAUUGAAGAUAUUUCUCAACCAGCUACAUUUGCAUGUGAUGAAUCAUUGAUUAAUGCACAAUUUUCAACAGGUCUUAAACUUCUUGCUAUUCCAAAAUCAAUCGAAGCUCAACCGAUUUUUAAUUUACUCGAUAAACAAACUUUUAAUUUAACAGUUGAAUUAAUAAAUACAGGUUUUACAUGUUCUUCUAUUACUGCACAAGAAAAUCUUCUUACUUCGAAAUAUGUUGCUUUAAGAAUUGGUUGUAAUCGAUCAAUAGAAACAGCUAUAACAUCAGUGACAUUUACAUUACCAAAACAUUUAACAACAGUACAAGUAAAUAUAUAUUAUGCUAUUUUUGAUCAUAGUUCAAUGGCAAAUAUUAAAUUUAUUAAUUCACGUGUUUCUUAUGUAAAAUUUCGAAGAACUUUUGCACCAGAUGCAAUUAUGGGAGAUUUAGUAUUUUAUCGAAAUAAGUUCACUGGGUCAAUGCUUGCUCGAACAUUAUUCAUAGGUAGUAAUGAUUGGAGAGAAGAAGUUGAUUUAACAAAUAAUGAUUUAAUUGAUAGUCAUAAUAAUCGAGGAGAAUUACUUCAAUGGAGUUCUGUUGCAAAAAAUAUAUUAAUUCUUUUAAAUACACGUUUUCCAGAUGGUUCAUUUCACCAGAUCGAUUCAACAGAGUUAAUCUAUGAUAAUGGAGCUGAAUUAGGAUGUCGAUCCAAUAUAACUGAACAAAUAUGGAAACAAGGAUCUGAUCAUUCAACAAUGAAAUUAUCUUUUAUAGAAAAUAAACCUGGAAUAUCAGUUUGA